This is a messenger RNA of Hyaloscypha bicolor E, 1233 nucleotides long. RefSeq lists its product as uncharacterized. NCBI's taxonomy places the organism in Eukaryota, Fungi, Ascomycota, Leotiomycetes, Helotiales, Hyaloscyphaceae. Bases 1 to 1233 code for a protein of 410 amino acids. Gene Ontology annotation, cellular component: plasma membrane. Gene Ontology annotation, biological process: intracellular iron ion homeostasis; copper ion import; iron ion transport. The transcript is spliced from 2 exons. Gene Ontology annotation, molecular function: ferric-chelate reductase activity. The record is from RefSeq and is a predicted model, not a curated record.
AUGGAUAUCGCUACCCUAGGAUAUGCCAUUGCGGCAGGCGGCACUCUACUCGUCCUUGUUCUUGUCAAUUUCCUUCCUCUCCUUCCUCGACCUAUUUCAUUUGCACGACCAUUCUUCCGUCGAGCCUCAAGGAUCUUGAGAUAUCGUUACCUUGUUGACCGACAUCGGUUUUUAGGUCCAUGGACUUUUGCAGACGUAAUCAUUCAGGUGAUGUACAUUGGUAUCAACUCUUUCUGCCUCGGCUUCCGAGUCCCUAGCAUUGCAGCGGCUGGCAUACGAGCUGGCAACCUCUCCAUGCUCACCUUGAUUCUGCUGUUUCUCGGCCCACAUCUUAGCUUUCUGGCCGAUAUCAUUGGCGUCUCCCUGAGUACUUUUCAGCAGAUUCAUCGUUCCGCUGGCUUGAUGUCCCUAGGGCUCGUCGUCUUUCACACCCUCGUUAUAUUUGCCUCCCGGACAGCCUUUGCUGUCCAGGGGAGAAAAAACAAAUUUGCGAUAGUAGCUGGAUCGGCCCUCGGUUUCAUUGUCAUCCUCUCUUGGCCUCCUCUCCGUAAACGUUUCUACGAAGUCUUCCUCCGCUUGCAUCAGCUUCUGUCAGCCAUUAUUGCAGCCUCCAUUCUGCUACAUGUUCCUCCGACUCUCCUCCCUCAAAUGUACUUCUACAUCGCUACUGCUGGGACUUUCGUCGUGACCCUCACACUUGAGGCUUGGAUCUGGCUGUUCCGCAAUGGGGUGCUUGCAAAUAAGAUGCCAACAGUUGGAGAGAUCUUCAUAUAUCCAGAGGGGGAUAAGAAAAGCCCGUUCCAAAUGACGAUCUGGCUAGAAAAACCACUAGAAAUCAAGCCUCCACAGCAUAUCAAUAUUUGGAUACCCUCACUUGGUAUUCGGUACCUCCUGCAGAGUCAUCCUUUCAUAGUCACUUCCUGGACCGGCAAGAAGCCGACAAGCUUAGAGCUCUUGAUCGAGCCUCGCCAUGGGUUGACUAGAAGGCUCCAAUCCUUAGCGGUCCCCAAGAUCGGAUACACAGGUGGGUUAGGUCGAGUGCUAUUCACUGGGCCACAUGGAAUCUCCGUUCCGGUCGACCAAUAUGAAUACGUUUUUAUGGUCGCCAGUGGUUAUGGAAUCAUACCCCACUUACCCCUUUUAGAGCGACUCGUUCAAGGAGCACUCGCUCAUGAAGUUCGAGCUCGCCGAAUCCGUUUGGUCUGGGAGCUUGAAGAUAUAGGUAAGUCUUAA